This is a messenger RNA of Trypanosoma grayi, 414 nucleotides long. Its product is annotated as UDP-Gal or UDP-GlcNAc-dependent glycosyltransferase. The record is from RefSeq and is a predicted model, not a curated record. NCBI's taxonomy places the organism in Eukaryota, Euglenozoa, Kinetoplastea, Trypanosomatida, Trypanosomatidae. The annotation marks the transcript as partial. The transcript has a single exon. Gene Ontology annotation, cellular component: membrane. Gene Ontology annotation, molecular function: hexosyltransferase activity.
CGUCGCACAACUUCACGUACUCUUUGGCGCUGCAGCAGGAGGCGGCGGAGUGGAACGAUGUGAUUGCGCUGCCGAUGAAUGAGGGGCGCCCAUCGACUAAGAAGACGGUUGGUGGUGGACUCAAGUGGGGGAAUGAGGCUGAGAUCGGGCUGAGCCGCAAGGUGUUCCGGUGGUUCGACAUGGCGCUGCGGCUGUUCCCGACUGCGACGUACUUUGCGAAGGCCGAUGAUGACUCAUUCCUGCGCGUACCGCAAUACCUUCUUGACCUGCGCACGCUGCCUCGCCGUGGGGUGUAUUGGGGAGUGCCCGUGGACGCAACUGCACAAAAGGGGACUGUACUGCGCAGGUUUCAUUACUUUUCCGGGAUGCUCUACACUCUUGCGAGGGACGUGGUGCAGCAGCUUGUGUCGUUUG